Messenger RNA from Angiostrongylus costaricensis, 204 nucleotides. The record is from the annotation of a GenBank genome assembly. NCBI's taxonomy places the organism in Eukaryota, Metazoa, Nematoda, Chromadorea, Rhabditida, Metastrongylidae.
AUGGAAGGAGUGAAGGACAUAAAAGAACUAAAACAGUUGACCUUGUUUCCAGAAACAGAAAAAAGCGAAGCAAGUAAUGAAAGGAAAGAAAGAAGGAAGAAAAUGAAGAAGAUAGUGGUGAUUGGUUAUGACGGUGAUAAUAAAGGAGAAGAAGGAGCACCAGAAGUAGCAGUAGAAGAAAGAGGAAUGUGGGCUGAGCUCUGA